UGUAAAUUGUCUGCAACCAGAAUAGCUGCCAGAAUGCCUCCCAUCAACCGACAACUCGUCGUCUACGACUUCGACUGGUCUAUGGCUGACCAAGACACCGAUCGCUGGGUAUUUGAAGUGAACGCGCCAAAUAUCCGACGGUGGAUGGAGGAGACUGAGACAGCUGGAUCGAUGCAGUUCACCGACAUGAUUGCAAAAGCCCUUCGUGAUGCACACGCUCAAGGAGUAACUCGCCAACAGCUCGAAGAUGCCCUCCGCGUUAUGCCCUUCCACCCCGCAAUGGUUCGUGCGAUUAUCAAUCUCAAAGCAACCGGUAGCACAACGUUUUUCUGUCUCUCAAAUGCCAACUCGGUCUACAUCUCGGUCAUCCUCAAGGAAAAAGGUCUCGAUAUGAUGUUUACUGAAAUAGUGACCAAUCCUGCACACUGGGACCCCUCAGGACUUUUAGUUGUCCGUCGACGCGUUGAUCCAGAAGGGCCCCAGCAUUCCUGCAAGAUAGGUUGCAGCGCAAAUAUGUGUAAAGGCGACGAGCUGGAAGCGUUCUUUACACGUCAUCUUCCCAUGUACGACCGUGUCGUCUAUGUCGGUGAUGGAUCAAACGAUUUCUGUCCUGCCCUUCGUUUGAGGACUCAAGAUCUCCUUCUUUGCCGCUCCUUUGGCGGGCUUCACAAACGCAUUGCCAAGGAAGGUGGCUUGCAAUGUGAGGUGAAAUAUUGGACAGGGGCUUGGGAGGUCGAAGAGAUUUUCCAGACUCUUGCAAACGCCUAG
Mycena indigotica is the source of this 768-nucleotide messenger RNA. RefSeq lists its product as uncharacterized. The transcript has 6 exons. Gene Ontology annotation, molecular function: phosphatase activity. NCBI's taxonomy places the organism in Eukaryota, Fungi, Basidiomycota, Agaricomycetes, Agaricales, Mycenaceae. The record is from RefSeq and is a predicted model, not a curated record. Bases 34 to 768 code for a protein of 244 amino acids.